Molecule: messenger RNA, 2601 nt
Organism: Fusarium tjaetaba
Lineage: Eukaryota; Fungi; Ascomycota; Sordariomycetes; Hypocreales; Nectriaceae
Product: anaphase-promoting complex subunit 2
Exons: 1
Coding region: 1-2601 (866 amino acids)
Biological process (GO): ubiquitin-dependent protein catabolic process
Cellular component (GO): anaphase-promoting complex
Molecular function (GO): ubiquitin protein ligase binding
Source: RefSeq, a predicted model, not a curated record
AUGAUCAUAACAGCGUCGCGAUACCGGGCACGCAAGCAAAAGGUCUUCUGGUCCGUUUUCCAGACGGAUGUCUCAUCGCCCACGCCGCGUUCAACUCCCGUUGCAGCCUUCAUCGAUGAAGGUGCUGCCUUUGGAGGUCCCCACGCGUCACCUCACCAUGCCCCCCCACCACCACCACCGCCUCUAUUUCACGAGACUCUCCAACAUGCCGAUGACCAGGUGAGGUGGGAUCGGGCAUGGCAUACUGUCACCUCCAAGAUCCAACUACCAACUUCAGUUGCGGUUGAGGAUUCCUUUGGCACUCUGCCUCCAGAGUCACAAGACGUUGACUUGGGUUUCCGUGAUUCCCUAGCUCUGCUCCUCUACCCCGGCCGCUCUUUACCCCAGGCAGCCCAUACAGAAGAUAUCCUCAUUUGGCACACACAUCAAGUUCGCCAGCACUUCAUUCAUCACGUUAUGCCACUGUUGUCUGCGUGUUCCAGUCAGGAUGAUCACACACAGGUCUUGGCCUCAAGUGUCUCGACUCUCGAAGCAGCUCACAGGCAAUACCUUUGGGGCUUGACACUCAUAGUCCAAGGGUUUGAGGACGAUGCAUCUGCUAACUCAUCCUUUUCAAAGUUUCGUCGUGAUUUACAUACCAUCAUUGGUAACUCUCUCAACCAGGGCUUGACGAAUGCCCUGACAAGUGUCUUACAGCGACUCAUACGUUCUAGUCUUGGUAUAGGGGGACGCUAUGUUGGGGUUUCAGAAUCACAAGAUAUUUGUGGUGAUGCGGCGGCUCGGGAAGAGCUUCUGGGGCUUCUCGAAUCUCUUAAGAAUGUUGGACUGGUGGGGGAGAGAUUUCAAGUGCUCUUCGCCGAAAUCAUGGAUGCCAGCAUGGCGGAAUUUGUCAAGACCUCCUAUUCGGGAUUCUGGAAAACGUCUGAGCAGUCAUCAACGCCAAGCUCAAGCACCCUGACUGGGUGCCUUGGCCAUCUUUCAGAUUGGGUUGAAAACCAGUACGGCCGCCUUGCUGUUGAGGUGUUCAGUCGUCUUGGAACCCAUAUCGCCUGGAACGAUGUUGAAUGCUGGAAGGAGAUCGCGGUAGGUCGCCUUGCUACUUUGCGAAUUCAAGAACUAUUUGAUAUCGCUUUGAAUUGGCCAGAAAGCCGGGGCGGACUCGAGGAUCUUCGUCUGGCUGUUUCUACGCCACAACGCCGUCUUCAAUUGACCGACACGUUCUCCCUCGCUCUUCAGAAGCGACUCCUUCAUCCUGGACGAUCCACCUCCGAUAUCCUUCAAACGUACAUUUCUAUGAUAAGGACAUUUCAUGCCUUGGAUCAUUCCAAGGUUCUCCUUGAUCGUGUCGUUCACGCACUACAGCUGUACCUAUGCCAGCGGGACGAUGCCAUCAGAAUCGUGGUCACAGGCUUGCUCUCUGACCCGAGUGAAGCAAGUACGGGGGAGGGAAAGGCAAAGCUUGCGGAGUUGGCAGUUUUGCUCAACUCAGCUUCUCAACAGCAACGGCGCCAGGUCGACGACGAGGACCUGGACUGGAACGACAUGACCUGGGUGCCCGACCCUGUAGACGCAGGUGUCAACUACAAGAGACCGAAGAACGAGGACGUCAUCGGAACUCUGAUCAACGCGCUUGGCUCUCAAGAGAUUUUUAUCAAGGAGUUCCAACUCAUCAUCGCAGAGCGAUUGCUUUCCAACCAAGCAAGCUUUACACAAGAGACUAAAGUACUGAGCCUGCUUAAAAAGCGGUUCGGCGACAAUGCUUUACAAAAUUGUGAUGUCAUGAUGAAGGAUAUUCAAGACUCAAAAAGAGUCGAUGCAGUUCUCGGAAAGAAUAUUUAUCAACCGUCGCCUGAUACAGGAGCACCAGCAUAUCACUCCAAGAUUCUCUCUAGACUCUUCUGGCCAACCUUAUCUAAGGACCCUUUCACAGUCCCGCCACCCGUUGCUGCGAUACGGGCCAAAUACGAACAAGGGUUUGAGCGACUCAAGACCUCUCGCAAACUCACUUGGUUGGAUCAGUUAGGUUCUGCAACUGUCAAACUCGACUUUGAGGACCGCACUGUCGAGCUUGAAUGCAAGACUUACGAGGCUGCUGUGAUAUACGCGUUCCAGGACGACAGCACUGAAGGCAGACACGGCCCCACAGCACGAACUUUCGAUGAGAUAUGGCAACAGCUCAUGAUAGACGAGGAUCUUCUCGACCUGGCUCUAAAGUUCUGGAUCUCCAGGAGAGUGCUCCGUGACGUUGGCAGCCGAACCUAUGCUGUCUUGGAGCGUUUGAACGAGGGUGAACAAGCAGGUGAAUCAGGUGAUCCUGGUGAAGCUCAGGAACUUGGCAAUGACAGCCGCUCGUCUCCUCGCAAGCCCAAAAUCGAUCCCAAGGAGCAGGAGCGCCGAACUGUAUACUGGCAGUUCAUCGUGGGCAUGCUGACAAACUCAGCACCAAUUAUGCCUCUUGGACAGAUGUUGAUGAUGAUGAAAAUGCUGAUUCCUGAUGGCUGUUCCUGGACGAAUGAGGAGUUGCAGGAGUUUUUGGCAGAAAAGGUGGCGGAGAAUAAAUUAGAGCUAACCGGCGGCAAGUAUCGCUUGCCGAAGAAAUGA